ACAUAUGUUUUAACUGAAUCAAAAGUAAAAAGUUUUCCAGAGAUCCCUGUGGGGGACCACAGGUCCCAAAAACCUUCAGGUAAGCUAUGCAAGAAAAAACCUAUCGAAUAUCAUCUGGAGUCAUGUCUCACUCCAAGUCGAUCGAAAAAAGUUAAUUUUGUUGGGGGCGAAAAAAUGGCCUUAUCCGCCCUACUCCUUUAUGAAUAGUAUAGUGAUUUAAUAUAUAAAGAAUAAAAUUUAAUGUUUAGAAAAUUCUUAUUUUCCUGUUCAAUUGUUUAAAUUGAUUAGGAAAUAAUCAAAAUUGGAAUCACAUAACUAUAGAAGGAAAUAUAUAACUUUUACUUCAUUUAAAAAUAUUUAUUAGAUAAGAUUGUUUUUUUUGAAAUAAUUUUGUAAAAAAGAUAAAAAGAAUUUUUUCUGAUCAUUAAGUAUUAUUUAUUUCAAGAAAAAGAAAUAUACUUUUUUUUUAUAUUUAAAAACCAAUUUAUAAUUUAAAUUUAUUUAAUUCUCUUUGUCUUUAACAUUAUUAAAGUUCGACCAGAUUUUAAAUCAGGAUACUUUCAUGAGGUUGCACAAAGACGAUGGAUACAAUCGUUACAAACAUCUGAAUCCAUCGAUAGACAUGUAACUAUUUUUGAACAAGAUCUUUCUCAAUUAUUUGAACAAUUAAAACAAUUGGUUUUUCUUGAUAUUUAUGGAAAAAUUUCUCGAGAAAAAGUUGAAUUAUAUCGUUUAAUGACUCAAUCUUGUUUUCCAAAUAGUCAUUUUGAUAUUCAAAUAUACAGAUUUCGUCUUUGGGUUUAA
Rotaria sp. Silwood2 is the source of this 804-nucleotide messenger RNA. The record is from the annotation of a GenBank genome assembly. Lineage: Eukaryota; Metazoa; Rotifera; Eurotatoria; Philodinida; Philodinidae.